Molecule: messenger RNA, 2649 nt
Organism: Aureobasidium subglaciale EXF-2481
Lineage: Eukaryota; Fungi; Ascomycota; Dothideomycetes; Dothideales; Saccotheciaceae
Exons: 4
Coding region: 1-2649 (882 amino acids)
Biological process (GO): mRNA 3'-end processing
Cellular component (GO): nucleus
Molecular function (GO): mRNA binding; protein binding
Source: RefSeq, a predicted model, not a curated record
AUGUCAGAGACGCCCGUCUCGCAACAGCCCAAGACGAUCGGUGGCUUCAUUGAAGAGGAUGAUGACGAAGACGAUGAAGAGCAAGAGCAGGGCACAGGCACAAACGGUUCGCUCGCGCAGACUCCUGUGCAGCAGCAACAGAAUGUACAAGCCGUAUAUAACCCUCCUACUGAUGUACUUGAACAAGACCAUGCCCCUUCUGCCAUUCCCACACAAGGUGCUUCUGUCCAAGGCCAGCCCCUGCCGCAGUCCAAUGCCCCUGUUCCCUCUGCUCAGAAUGCUACUUCUGCUGCCGCUGCCGCUGCCGCUGCCGCAUCCAAGCCGCGCUUGCCUCAAGACCGUGUUGGUCAGUUGGAGGACAGAAUUGCCGAUGACCCCAAGGGUGAUGUUGAUGCUUGGCUUGACUUGAUUGCUCUGCACAGAUCCAAGAACAAGCUCGACGAUGCUCGCAGCGUCUACGACCGCUUCUUCGAAGUCUUCCCCACUGCUGCUGAACAAUGGGUCGCCUACGCCCUCAUGGAGCAAGACCAGGACGACUUCCUUCGCCUGGAGAACAUCUUCAACAUGGCCCUUCUCAAGAACUACAACGUACAGCUCUGGGGCAUCUACCUCGACUACAUCAGACGUCGCAACAACGUCAUGACCGACGCGACAGGCCAGGCUCGCCAGACUAUCACUCAGGCGUACGAUUUCGCCCUCAACCUGAUCGGCAACGACAAGGACUCUGGAAGCAUGUGGCAGGACUACAUCAACUUCAUCAAGUCGGGUCCCGGCAACCCUGGAGGCAACGGCUGGCAGGACGCUCAGAAGAUGGACCUCUUGCGCAAGGCCUACCAGCGUGCCAUUACUGUCCCCAUGCAGGCCACCACCAGCUUGUGGAAGGAGUACGACUCGUUUGAGAUGGGUCUUAACAAGAUGACCGGUCGCAAAUUCCUCCAAGAAAAGUCGCCCGCUUACAUGACCGCUCGCACCUCUUACAACAUUCUCCAGAAGAUCACACAGGAUUUAAAGCGCAGAACCGUCCCCACUCUUCCUCCGGCUCCCGGUUGCGACGGCGACGACGACUACCAGCAACAAGUCACCAUCUGGCAAAACUGGGUCGAAUGGGAAAAAGAGGAUCCCCUCGUGCUGAAGGAGGAAGACAUCAAAGCAUACCGCGAUCGCGUUCUCUAUGUCUACAGACAGGCUACCAUGGCUCUUCGCUUCUGGCCUCAGAUCUGGUACGAUGCCGCCGAGUUCUGCUUCGACAAUGAAAUGGAGACCGAGGCCAACGACUUCCUCGCUCAAGGCGCUUCAGCCAACCCGGAGAGCUGCCUUCUCGCUUUCGUCCGUGCCGACCGUAUCGAGCAGACCAUGCCUGUCGAGGACGGCGAAGAGAGCCUUGUCCGCCGUGGUGAUGCUGUGAAGGAGCCUUACGACAACUGCCUGAAUGCAUUGUACGCUCUGAUCGACAAGAUCAGGGCACGCGAGCCUAAGGCUGUCGCUCAGAUCAAAGACUAUUACGAGUCUUUGCCUCCGUUAUCUCGCGAACCCACUCCGGAAGCCAGGGAUGACGACGAUGAUGAAGAUUCAACAAGCAGACCUGCCUCGAACUCUAGAGAUGCCGAGGAGAAGAGACAGAUCGACGAGGUGCAAAAGGACACUGCCUCUCAGAUCAAGACCGUCUCCAAGACAUUGUCCUUUGUCUGGAUCGCUCUCAUGCGUGCCAUGCGCCGAAUCCAAGGCAAGGGCAAGCCUGAUGCUCCUGUCGGAGGUCUUAGAAAUGUCUUCGCUCUCGCGAGGAAGAGAGGUCGUAUCACAAGCGAUGUCUAUGUGGCAACCGCGCUUAUCGAAUACCACUGUUACAAGGAUCCGGCCGCAACGAAGAUCUUCGAGCGCGGCAUGAAGCUGUUCCCCGAGGACGAGCUGUUUGCUAUGGAAUACCUCAAGCAUUUGAUCGCUACUAACGAUGUCACAAAUGCUCGUGCUGUCUUCGAGACUACUGUUUCUAAGCUCUCGGCUAAGCCCGAGAACGUUGCCAGAACUAAGCCUCUUUUCCUCUUUAUCCACGAGUACGAGUCCAACUACGGCGAGUUGGCACAAAUUACAAAGCUCGAGAAGCGCAUGGCCGAUCUCUUCCCCGAAGACCCAUCCCUCGUCCGCUUUGGCCACCGCUUCAGAAUUCCUACCUUUGAUCCAUGCACAGUCCGCACCAUCAUCAGUCCCAACGCACAAACGAGACCCAAGGGUACAGAGUCUGCGAUACUCAGCACUGAGAUUGAGCCAGUACCAAACCCUGCAGUUCUGUCUGCCGCCGCCGGCUAUGUACAAUCUCCCAAGCGCCCGCUUGACAACGCAGAUUCUGAUGCAGAACAACCUGCACGCAAGCUUGCGCGUGGUGAAUCUCCACUCAAGGGUGCCGCCGGCCGCCGUCAACAGCAAAGACAGCGUGCAGAGGGCUACGGUUCACAAGUUGUGGCCCCACCGCCCAAGCCCCUUCCGAGAGACAUCACUUUGCUUCUCAGCAUGAUCCCGAACGCUUCUACAUACCCGGCCCAGGCGAGAUUGAACGCUGAAAGCAUGGUUGCUUUGAUCAGAGGCAUUGAUCCCAGCAGAGCCAUGCCCCAGGGUGGUGGCUAUGGCGGCGGCAACUACAACUACGGCCGCUGA